AUGUUCGCCAAAUUCGCCGCCGUCUUUGUCACUGCUUUGGCCGCCACUGGUGCUUGGUCAUCUCCCAUCGCUGCUCGGGACACCAGCGAUGACCUGGUCGCCCGUACCUCCCACUCCUUCAACAACUGGCGUGGAAUCUCCUCCUUGAACAACUUCGAUAACUUCUACGGCUCGGACAACUUUGACAACUUCGCCGCGUUCAAGCAAGUUGUCAUUCAAGAGCAACAAGUUGUCUGCCGCACUCAGCAGAUCGAGAUCAUCCAACAGCGCCUCGUCAUCCUCCAAGAGAUGGCCAAGAGGAUCAUCACCGAGCAGAUCUGCGAGGUUGAGACGCAGACCAUCGUCUUCCAGCAGUUCCACGCCAGCUUGGGACACUUCAGUGGCGACCUCCGCCGCAACUCUGGCCACCAAGUUGGCUACGACUCCAACAUUGUCAGCCACUUCGGCAACAUCGUUGGCUCUGAUGGUUCCAUCAGCACCGACGACUUCGGCUUCUCCGGCAAGGACGUUGGCAGCAGAACCAUCGUCCCGAGCGGCUCCAACUGGAACGACUCGUCGUCCCGAUCCUCUGUUGAAGCUGCUUUCUCUGCUGCGUCUGAUGCCAGCAGCUCCGAUUAA
Molecule: messenger RNA, 618 nt
Organism: Pleurotus ostreatus (oyster mushroom)
Lineage: Eukaryota; Fungi; Basidiomycota; Agaricomycetes; Agaricales; Pleurotaceae
Exons: 3
Coding region: 1-618 (205 amino acids)
Source: RefSeq, a predicted model, not a curated record